Molecule: messenger RNA, 513 nt
Organism: Acomys russatus (golden spiny mouse)
Lineage: Eukaryota; Metazoa; Chordata; Mammalia; Rodentia; Muridae
Product: protein FAM209-like
Exons: 2
Coding region: 1-513 (170 amino acids)
Source: RefSeq, a predicted model, not a curated record
AUGCGGACGCUGAGAUGGUUCUUGUUCCUGCCUCUGUGCGUCUCCUGUGCCUGGGCAUUCUUGUUUCCCUCGCUGAGGGAGAAAACCAAAGAAAGCCCAGGAAAGGUGCCGUGCGGAGGGCAUUUCCGCACUAGACAGAAUGUUCCAGAUCAUGCCCAAAGCUGGCUUGGGAGCAAAUGGCUCUGGCUUUUUUUCGUCGUUAUGAUAUAUGUAAUGUUGAAGUUUCGAGGAGACAGUGAGAAGAAUAAGGAGCAGAAUCCUACUAGUCUUCGAGGCUGUCAAUUUCGCUCUUCACCAAAGAAAAAUCAGAAUGUUUCCCCCAGCAAAGACUUCACUUUUAAUACUUUAACCCAGCUCGAGAUGGAACUGGUGAAAUUUGUGUCCAAGGUGCGGAAUCUUAAAGUCUCCAUGGCAACUAGCAGUAACCCCAGGCUGCACGUCCCAGAGAUACCUAUGGACCCGCACAAUAAUGUCACAAUCUAUGAGAUAUGGGGAGAGGAGGAAUCUGAGUAA